UUGAGCUAUUAUUAAAUUCGCAUCAAUAACACUAUAGGCUUGAUUGGUCGUUGUAAACGACCGUUAAUCGAAAAAAGAAAGAUUCGUCAGAAUUGAUACAAGAUAUUUAUUCGUGUUUGUACUUUUAAGACUGGCAAUAGAGACGGAGAGGAUCACAAAAAAAAAUAAAACGUUUCUUCAAACAGGAAAGGCCGGAGACGGGUGCGCGACGUCUAAUGGACGAGAUACGGAAAAUAGAGCGUUCAGUUUGGCAGAGGAUUUAAAAUUGACUCUUGAGAAUGAAGAAGUUGGAUUGCGGAGGAAAAUUUUAAACAUAAUGCAACCGGAGACCCGCUUAUUCCUACAGAAUUGGAUUAAUGAAGAGAAAAAGGUCGGUAUUAUCCGGGACGGUGAACCGCCGCUUGCUUGCAUAUUUUAUGUUGUGCACGUUUAUAUUUGUCGUCCGUCGCAUGUUUGCCCAUUAUCUCUAUCUCGCGUUCGUUUUUUGUUUUCCGUUCUCUUGUCGUCGUCGUCGUCGUUGCCUGGUGGCGCCAUCUGGAAGAAGUUUGUCAGGUAGAUGGUGUCCCUAUCGCCUUCUACCGAGCUUCUUUUUUCCUUCUGUAUCUCCUUGGCUCCUCCCCCUCCUCUCGCUAUCUCUCGCUCUCGCUCUGUUUGUUUCUCUCUCUCUCUCUCCUACUCUUUCUUCCCCAUGUAUCUUCGUUCUACCCUCCAAUAGAAGAGAGAGAGAGGGAAGGAAGAACAACGUUUACUCAAAUGGAUAAACGACGGCCAAAUUCGUUACCGCGACUCAAUUCUUUACAACAGAUAACUGCUGAACGAAUCAGACGAGCAGAGCGUGACAAACAGGCCCUGAUGUUUCAAGUGGCCAUGUUGAACGACCAACUGGAUAGUCAGGCGGUCAGAUUGCGCGAUGUUCAACUUUGCGCCGACGAACGGCAAACGCAACUGGCCAGGGCGCAGCAUUUCCUGCAGAAAGAAUUGCUUAGUCGGACAGCCGCCGAAACUCAUAAGUUAGAUUUGAUGGCUGAGAUUUCUAAUUUGAAACUGAAAUUGGCAACUUCCGAAAAAGAAAGGCGAGAAUUGAAUGAACAAUUAAAAUUUGUUCAAUCCAGUUCGGAGGAGACUAGAGCAAAAUUGACGCAACGCCUAAGGGAGGUUGCAGAAUUGAAAGCACGUUUGGCGGCCUACGACGCCAGUUCUCUUUUAAGUCCGCAUUCUUCUCCAGAUAUGUCUCAAACUAAUCGUACAUUGGAUAGAGAAAGGACUUUGGAGAGAUUGAAACGAAAACAUGCAGAAGUUGAUCGAUUACGUCGGUCUGUCGAACAGUUAUUACAAUCAAACGCUGCUAAAGACAGAGAACUUGAAGAUUUAAGGAGGGCUUUCAGAUCUAGAAGGCUACCUGCAGAAAAUGCAAAUAAUGCCCGUCUUCCCCCUCCCGGUGCUACGAGUACUCCUGUGCAACCCCUUGCGUCGACAAAAUUGACGACGUUACGGAAUGGAUCUACCCAACCUCCCGCGGUUUUAACUGAAUCUGGGAUACUCAGUCCUCCCUCAACAAUCGUUUGCGUUUCGCCGUCCUCUUCCUGCAAUACCGUCACAAAAUCUUCCUCUUUUGAACAAUUAACACCUGACAUCGAGAGUCCUACGCCACCACGUAGAGAUUACGCCCGAGCUGAUACGGAUGAUGAAGCUUUAAAGGAUGAAUUGGCCGCCGAAUAUCGCCUUAUUCAACAACGUCAAGAGAGACAGUUUAAUGGAGGUGGAAGUAACGGUCUUGACAGUAAUUCGCAUGAGCGAAAGAAGAAAAAGACAAUUAAAAAAAUAUUUCAAAGGCUUCGGCGUAGUAGCUCUCAAGAUCUUGAUUUAGAGACAACCGAUGAAUUUAAGAGGAAUGCUUUAAGAGCGACGGCCGGCCCUCGGUUAGGUUGGUCGAGGGACGACGAUUUGGCUUUCGAACUAUGGGAUUCGGAUCGUUUAGCCGCCUGGCUUCAUUCUUUGGGUUUAAGUCAGUAUGUAAUUACGUGUAAGAGAUUUGGCAGAACCGGUGAAUGGCUUAAGAAUGCAACGCCUCAUGAUUUGGAAAAAGAGUUGGGUAUGAAGCAUCCGCUGCACAGGAAGAAACUUUUAUUAGCCGCCGUUGCCGCUUCUAGCCCGAAAGGCGCUGAACCGCCCUCUAUUGCCAGAUUCGAUCAUCACUGCGUUUCGCGAUGGUUGGACGAUAUUGGACUACCUCAAUAUAAGGAAGCAUUCAGCGAAGCCCGUAUCGAUGGUAGAGUGCUACAUCAAAUGACUGUUGAUGAUCUCAUUUCGGUCCGAGUAACUUCCGCCUUACAUCACGCCUCUAUCUCUCGAGCCAUACAAUUACUUAGGUUAAAUAAAUUUGAUACUAGUUACAUGAUUAGGCGACCUGGCAAUGGUUCGCAAACGGGUGCUGAGAGAGUCAUGUUUUGGUCAAAUCAUCGUGUCAUGGAUUGGCUAAGAUCGAUAGACUUGUCAGAAUAUACGGCAAACUUGAGGGGUUCCGGAGUACACGGAGCUCUAAUGGUUCUUGAACCAAGAUUUACCUCUGAACAAUUAGCUUCCAUAUUAUCUAUUCCUCAAAGUAAAACCCUUAUUAGACGACAUUUGAAUACUCAUUUCAUUACAUUAGUCGGAAACGACGUUCAAAUGUCGAAAAGAGAGGCCGAAAAUCAGCCAGGUUACGUUGCCUUAUCCUCCUCCCAAAAAGUAAGAGUAAAGCCAAAGCUAGUCCAACUCUUCAGUCAUAAACGUUCCCGAUCGGAGCAGGAUCCAGAGGAAUUAGUCUGUCCAUUAAAUAAAGAUUUUACACCAACUUCAUCAAUAAGGAACGGAAGUUCAAAUGAAAUUGGUACUGUUUCAAAUGAUAUAAACGCCUUAACGAAUAUGCUCUCAAAAGAUAAAUUUUUGGAAGAUGUUUUGACUUCAAACGUCUAACCUCAUUAAUGCGAUAUAGAAACAAAAAUAAAAAAAAUAAAAGACAAGAAGCAUCCAUACUAAACGAUGAAGAUGCACCGAUGUCUCUGUACAUAUUAUAUAUUGCACGUAUGAGUUUAUGCGUAUAAACACAUACGAAAAGACUUUAAUCUUUCUUUGUUCGACGGUAUUGUUUUAAUUAUAUUUUGUUUUCUCUUUGUCAUUAUAAUAAUACCAUUUUAUUGAUUUUUUUUUGUCCCUCUUGUCUUCCCUACCUUUUUUUGUGUUACAUAACUAACUAACUCUUUCUCUCUCUCUCUCUCUCUACAAGUGCACAAUACGCUUUUUUUUGUUUCUUCUGUCUAUCUCGAAGGUUUGCAACGCAAUUUGUAAAUUUUUUAAGUCUUUCCCAACGAUUGCUGAGAUGAUUGAAAGGGAAAGAGAGAGAGAGAGAAGAGAGAGAAGAGAGAAGAAGGGGAGAAAAAAACGAAGGAAACGAAAGUUUGAAAAUGAGAAAGAAGACAAUUUCUUCAUAUGUUUCAUAAUUUGUUUCUUUUUUUCCUAUUUUAGCAUCUUUUUUUACGUAUAUCUAUACUUUUUACUCUGCUUUUUUUGCUCUUUUUUAUUAGUGAAAGGAAAUCUUGUUUAAUUGAGAGAUAAUGACUUUUUUUUCUUCUUCGAUUUUAGUCAUUCUUUUAAAUAAUUUUUUUUAAAAAAAAAAACAUGAAAUAUUAUAAACUAUAUUCUGGUUUUUGAUUUAUCUCUUGUUUUUAAAACAUCCAUAUUAACGGUUUUGUACAGAUAAAAUGUUUAUAUAUAUUAUCAAUAGUACCGCCUUCUUGUUCACCGUCGUUUUCAUCUUCUUUCUUAUUGGAUAAUUGAAAAGUUUUAAUUUUUAAUUCAUCGCAAUUUAUCUUGUCUCGAUCUUGACCUUGGGUUCUUUCAUAAAAGUUAUUAAAACUCGAUAACAUUGAAAUGAAACCUAUUGUUUGAAGCAAAUUUUGAGCUUCUUGUAUUGUUAGACUCUCGAAUGGAUAGUCAUCCUUGUCACUCUCAUCAUGUUCCGCUUCUUGUAUUAGCGGAACGACUGGGAAAGGUUUCUCUUGGGUGUUGUCAUCUAAUUUGUUGCCCAAUUCCCGUUCGAUUACAGAUAUAGUCCCGUCAAUCUUUAAUACUCUAUAUAAUUCCCUAAGCCAUCUUUUUGGAUGCUGCACUUUUCGUAGCAAAUUUAUAGCCCGGAUGUAGUGAAAUUUUUUAGUCCAGUUUAACGGAAGCUUGUCCACUUUGCAGUGUAGCAAUACGACAUUCGAUAAAUGCUUCUGUCUUUUCUUAGCUUUUUCGAUAGCCUCUUUAGACGAGUCGACGCCUAUAAACAUCGAUUCGGGAAAAUGUUUAGCGGCGCUAAAUAUAAAAGACCCCGAACCGCAACUGCUGUCUAGUACAGAAAUUCCCGCUCUUAAACGAUUGACAAGACCUGGAACAACUUCGUACGGUGAUUUGAUAUCGCUCCAGGGAUAAAUUUCUUCGAAACCUUUUAUAUAAUAGUAAUCAUCGGUUUCGCCAACUAGAGAUAAGGGGAAACCUCUUGGUCCAUCAAUUUUCAAUGAUUCGUUAAUACGAUCUAGAAUUUCCAUAAAAUUAGGAGAUUCCGGUAUAGAAAUUAAUAAACUAAUUAGAGACUUUUCUUCAUAUUUCCUUAGGCAAUACUUUUCAACACGGCUAUUUUCAAUUAUGUCAAUUACCUCGCAGCUUAUCAGCAUAUCUAACCACUCUCUUACAUAAGACUCAUCCAUAUCACAUUUUUUACUUAAUUCUAAACAAGUAAUUGGUCUCUCCCGAUUGUCUAAUGUCUGUAAGAGGUUGUUUUUAGCUCCUGAUGCUAAACAAAGUAAUAUUCGUGAAUUUUUAACAACUUUUAAGAUUUUUGAUUGUAAAUUCCAUACUUUUUCCAAAUCAUCCUCCGUCUCAACGUAAUUUGUCAUAUUGACAGCCCUUGGGUGUGUUAAUUUUAUGGGUACAAUUCAACUUCUCGUCGC
Dimorphilus gyrociliatus is the source of this 4970-nucleotide messenger RNA. The record is from the annotation of a GenBank genome assembly. NCBI's taxonomy places the organism in Eukaryota, Metazoa, Annelida, Polychaeta, Dinophilidae.